Cavenderia fasciculata is the source of this 3759-nucleotide messenger RNA. RefSeq names its product WD40 repeat-containing protein (gene utp13). Bases 1 to 3759 code for a protein of 1252 amino acids. Gene Ontology annotation, cellular component: small-subunit processome; 90S preribosome; nucleolus. Gene Ontology annotation, biological process: endonucleolytic cleavage in 5'-ETS of tricistronic rRNA transcript (SSU-rRNA, 5.8S rRNA, LSU-rRNA); endonucleolytic cleavage to generate mature 5'-end of SSU-rRNA from (SSU-rRNA, 5.8S rRNA, LSU-rRNA). Gene Ontology annotation, molecular function: protein binding; U3 snoRNA binding. NCBI's taxonomy places the organism in Eukaryota, Evosea, Eumycetozoa, Acytosteliales, Cavenderiaceae. The transcript has 7 exons. The record is from RefSeq and is a predicted model, not a curated record.
AUGACUUCUAUAAGCAAUAAAAUAGUCAAAAGAAAUAUAAAUACAGAUGAAAGUACAACAACAACAACAACAACAACAACAGAAAAAACAACGGUUACUCUAGAUAACAACGAGAUCAUAAGACAAAGAAGAGAAAUGAUAGAAUCAAAAAAGAGAAAAAAGACUAUAAUCUACUACACAGUUAUUAUAUUGUUUAUAGUCAUAUUCUUUUUGGGGACUGAAGUUAAAAUGGUAGAAUCUACCACUGCUAUGAAUAGAGUAAUCGAACUAAACUAUACUCAAAUUGAACUUGUUAUAAAAAAAUCUCCUCCUCUUCCUCCUCCUCUUGCUCAAAUCAAUUCUUCUCUACUACAACACAAUGAUUCAAAUAUUCAAGCAACAACUCCAUUUCUCUUAUUGUUGUAUAGAGAUGAAUGUAGUUUCUCAAAGCAAAUGAUACCAAUAUUUGAUGAAUUAUCAAAUAUCUUUCCUCAAAUACCACAUUAUAGAUACAAUAAUAAGAUUCCCUCAUCGAUUGGAUAUUCCAGAUUAACACCGACCAUUGUUUUGGUACAUAAAAAUCAUUCCUCCUCUCUAACAACAAAAACCAACAUUGACAAUAAUAAUAGUGGUAUCGAUAAUCAAAAUAAUAAUAAUAAUAAUAAUAAUAAUAAUAAUAAUAAUAAUAAUAAUAAUAAUAAUAAUAAUAAUAAUAAUAAUAAUAAUAAUAAUAUUUCAGACACCAAAAAUAUGGGUAUAAAGUACUUUAGAUAUACUGGUAUAAAGUCAUUUGGAAAUCUCAAACAAUGGAUCAUUGAAUCAACCAAAUUGAAUCCAAUCAAUGAUGACACCCAACAACAACAACAGACAAACCCUACGAUUGAAAAAGAAGAAGAAGAAGAGAUGAGCAUUGACCUUUCAAAAGUUAAAUUUGUUCAAGUAGUAGAUGAUGAAGAUUUAAGUGAUUAUGAAGAAGAACAAGAGGAGGAGGAGGAGGAGGAAGAAGAGACAAAGGUCGCAAAAGUUGAUGCGGAAACAGAAGAAGAGAAAAAAAUGUCACAAAAGAGAAAAUUAAAGUCAUUGUUUAAACCAGAUUACUCUAUAUCAUCAUUGUAUACUGGUGGUUUUAUUACAGUAUCACAUGACUCUAAAUUCAUUAUAUCAACCAAUGGAUAUACUCUAUGUUUUACAGAGAGUGACAGUGGUAUCGAAUAUUGUCAACCAUUAAAAUUGGAUGCAAAGGUUUCUUCAUUUGCAAUCAAUAGCAAGUCUAAUCUAUUGGUUGUUGCAUUAAACAAUAAUAUAGUUCAAUUGUAUAAAUUGAUUUAUAAUGAUAUCGAUACUACUACUACUACUACUACUACUACUACUACUACUACUACUACUACUACUACUACUACUACUACUACUACUACUACUGCUUCUACAACCUCUGAUGACAAAGAACAACAACAACAAAGAAUAGAAUUUAAAUUGGAAAAGCAAUUUAAAUGUGGAGAGUCACCAAUCAAUAGUAUCGAUUUUCAUUCAUCAAGUGUACUUGUAGCUAUCGGUUCUUCUGAUGGAAUAGUUCAAGUAUGGGAUGUAGAAAAGGGUUAUUGUACUCAUCAAUUUAAAGAAAAUUAUGGAGUUGUAUCUAUUGUGAAAUUCCAUCCAAAACAAUUAUUUAUUGUUGCUGUUAGUGAUGAUUCCAAAAUUAGAUUGUGGGAUUUAUUUGGAAAGAAUCAUUUUGUAUUGGACAACCAUCUUUCAGUUGUAUCAUCUUUGACAUUUACAAAUGAUAGUAAAUUAUUGGUAUCUGCAGGACGUGACAAGGUAAUUAAUGUUUGGAACAUUGAAAAGAGUAUUGCUGCUGCCGCCAGCGGGAAUAAUGCACCAAACGCUACAACCACCAUAGUGACACCGCAAAAGACUAUACCAAUAUUCCAAGAACUUGGAGGAAUGAUCGCUCUUCCAAAUAGAUACUAUCAAAAUGUUGAAUCAUGUCAACUUCCUCAAGAGUUUAUUGAAAAGAUAAACAAAACAAUUAUCAAAUUAAAUGGAAUCAAUCAACAAACAAACACAGUAAACAAUUUGAAUAUAGUAGUUGGUGGAGAAGAUGUUUUAAGAGCAUGGUGUAUCGAAACUGGUGAAUGCCUUUGGAAUGACCAAGGUAUCGAAUUUAAAAAGAAAACUCAAAAGGAAAUGGAAAAAGCUUCUGAAUUUUUAAAUAAUCCAAAUAUUAUUACAUCUGUUUUAUGUCGUGGUGAUUUAUUAUUAUCAAUCACAUCAGAACAUAAUAUUAUGAAAUUUAAUACAAAUACAAUGGAAAGAAAUGGUGAAAUUAUUGGUUACAAUGAUGAAAUUGUUGAUAUCAAAUAUAUUGAUCAAGAUAAUAUUGCUGUUGCAACAAAUUCAAAUGAAAUUAGAUGUUAUAAUUUAAAAACUAAACAACCAAAAUUACUUAGAGGUCAUGAAAAUUUAGUAAUGUCAUUGGACGUUUCUGCCGAUGGAAAGACAAUAGUAUCGGCAUCAAAAGAUCAUACUAUAAGAUUGUGGGAUGCCAAUCAACAUAAAUGUAUUGCAAUUGGAAAGGGACAUACAUCCGAGGUUACAAGUGUUGCCAUCUCCAAGAAAGCAGGAUCCAAUCGAUUUGCAAUCUCUGGUAGUGGUGAUAAAACAAUUAAAUUGUGGAAACUACCAAAUACAGAUGCCAAGACAACAACAACAUCACAACCACUAUUACAAGUUAGUAAAACAGUUGUUGCACACGAAAAGGAUAUCAACUGUAUUGCAAUUGCACCAAAUGAUAAGAUUUGUGCAUCGGCAUCACAAGAUGGUUAUGUUAAAAUAUGGAAUAUAUCAGACCUUUCAUUGGUACAAUCAUUCAAGGCUCAUAAAAGAGGUAUUUGGUAUACAGAAUUUUCACCAGUCGAUCAGUGUCUCUUGACCUGUUCGGCUGAUGGUACCAUAAAGUUGUGGUCACUUGUUGAUUACACUUGUCUCAAGACAUUAGAGGGACAUCAAACAUCGGUUUUGAGAGCAUCUUUUGUUACCUAUGGUAUGCAAGUCAUAUCUAGUAGUAGCGAUGGUCUCUUGAAAUUAUGGACCAUCAAGACGAGCGAAUGUGUAGCUACAUUUGACGAAGAGAAUGCUCACCAAAACAGCAAGGUGUGGUCAUUGGCAGUCAACCACAACUCCAAGGACAAGGAACAUCCUCAAUUUAUCACUGGUGGAUCCGAUUCAAAGAUUAUUGUUUGGAGCGAUCAUACUGUUACAGAACAGGAAAAACAUCACCGCAAACAAGAAGAACAAAUCCUCAACCAACAAAUGUUGGAUACUUCACUUUUAAAAAAAGAUUAUUCUCGAUCUUUAAAGUUGGCUUUGAUUUUGAAUCAACCUCAUCAAUCUUUAAGAAUAUUUCAAACAAUUGUAAUGGAACAAGACAAACAAAUAGAGGAAAAUAACCAAGACAACAAUUCUCUAAUGAAAUCGGUUCUUUCAAAACUUUCAACAAAUGAUUUGUUAAAGUGUCUCAAAUAUAUUAGAGACUGGAAUACAAAUUCAAGAUUUGUUCAUGUCUCUCAAAUUGUUUUAUAUUCAAUUUUGACUUUAUUAAAAGCAGAACAAUUAUUAUCUUUUGAAAAAGAAUUGGCUACUCUUUUAGAGUCAAUGAUUCCAUAUAAUGAAAAACAUUUCAACAGAGUAGAUCGUAUCAUUCAAAAAACUUAUUUAUUGGAUUACACCAUCGCAUCAAUCAACCCAACACUUACCAGUAAUAAUAUCUUUAACAAAAAUUAA